AUGCUCUGCAUUAAGUAUAGUGGUAUCCAGCGUAUAUUUGAAAAACCAACAUUUGUAUACAAGCUGUACGAAUAUCAUGACAUUCACUUUGGUAGUCGCCUUCUUAAUGUUAGUCUUUUUGUUCCCUAUCUACCAUAUUAUCUAAUUGGUUUAAUUUUCUUACAAACGGCUUUUGGUUUGAUUGAAUUAUCGCACCCAGAUAACUCCAUACCAGUGAACCGGUUUGUAACUCCGCUUCAUAUCGUACCUGAAUGGUACUUUUUAGCAUAUUAUGCGGUGUUAAAAGUAAUCCCAUCCAAAACCGGUGGUUUGUUAGUAUUUAUGUUAUCAACAUGUCAAUGA
This is a messenger RNA of Besnoitia besnoiti, 342 nucleotides long. RefSeq names its product putative apocytochrome b. Gene Ontology annotation, molecular function: electron transfer activity. Lineage: Eukaryota; Apicomplexa; Conoidasida; Eucoccidiorida; Sarcocystidae. The record is from RefSeq and is a predicted model, not a curated record. The transcript is spliced from 2 exons. The coding region runs from base 1 to 342 and encodes 113 amino acids. Gene Ontology annotation, cellular component: membrane.